Messenger RNA from Hypanus sabinus (Atlantic stingray), 4343 nucleotides. It is a transcript of the gene polb, whose product is annotated as polymerase (DNA directed), beta. Gene Ontology annotation, cellular component: nucleus. Bases 252 to 1163 code for a protein of 303 amino acids. The record is from RefSeq and is a predicted model, not a curated record. Gene Ontology annotation, biological process: double-strand break repair via nonhomologous end joining. The transcript has 15 exons. NCBI's taxonomy places the organism in Eukaryota, Metazoa, Chordata, Chondrichthyes, Myliobatiformes, Dasyatidae. Gene Ontology annotation, molecular function: DNA-directed DNA polymerase activity; DNA binding.
GCCUGUCGACGCGGCUGCAGCCUCGGUAUUGUCCUGAGCUGAAGCUGGGACCGCCACCAUGAGCAAACGGAAAGCUCCGCAGGAGACACUGAAUGAAGGGAUCACCGACUUCCUCAUCGCCUGCAGAUCACACCUGGGCAAGGUGAAGCACCUGCUUAGCCCCCGAUCAGGUCACGUGAAACUAUGGGAGCAGGUGGUGGAUGAUAUGAGCAGCAGAACUGGCGAACUUCGAGAGGAAUGUGAAUCGAGCCAUGCAUAAAUACAAUGCUUACAGGAAAGCAGCUUCAGUUAUAGCAAAAUAUCCAACAAAAAUCAAGAGUGGUGCAGAAGCUAAAAAACUGGAAGGUGUUGGUGACAGGAUUGCAAAGAAGAUUGAUGAGUUUCUAGCGACAGGAAAGUUGCAAAAGCUGGAAAAGAUUCGACAAGAUGACACCAGUUCAUCUAUUAACUUUUUAACAAGAGUGACUGGAAUAGGACCUGCAGCGGCAAGAAAGUUUGUGGAGGAAGGAAUCAAGACUUUGGAUGAUCUGAGGGAAAAUGAACAUGUACUCAAUUAUCAUCAGCGGAUUGGCGUGAAGUAUUUUGAGGAUUUUGAAAAGCGAAUUCCUCGGAGAGAAAUGGUGAAAAUGCAGGCAAUAGUUCUGCAGGAGGUGGAAAAACUAGAUCCGAAAUAUAUUGCCACUGUUUGUGGCAGUUUCCGACGAGGUGCUGAGUCCAGUGGUGAUAUGGAUAUUCUUCUGGCUCACCCAGACUAUACUUCAGAAACAGUGAAAAGACCAAAGCUGCUUAAUAAAGUUGUGGAGUGUCUGGAAGCAAUAAAUUUUGUCACCAACACUCUUUCCAAGGGAGAUGCCAAAUUCAUGGGUGUCUGCCGAUUGCCAGAUGACAGUGAUGGCAGCGAUUAUCCAUUCAGGAGAAUUGACAUUAGGCUUAUUCCAAAAGAUCAGUAUUUCUGUGGUGUGCUUUAUUUCACGGGCAGUGAUCUUUUUAACAAGAACAUGCGGACCCAGGCAUUAGAGAAAGGCUUCACGUUGAAUGAGUACACUAUUCGCCCACUGGGAACCACAGGAGUCCCAGGGGAACCACUGCCUGUGGAAAGUGAAAGAGACAUUUUUGAAUAUAUUGAAUGGAAAUAUCGAGAACCGAGAGAGCGAAGUGAGUGAAUGUCCAUGAGGAUCAAGUUGAGAAGCUCCAGACAUCCAGUGCAUGUGAGAAUCUGAUGAUCCUGAUAGUGAAGAACUGAGUGAAGUAUUCCAGAAAGAAUUCUCCAUUCAUUUACUCAGUACCUGUAAUGCAUAUAUGGAUAGUAAAUAGUGGAUGAGCUUUUACAUGCAGUUGUUGAGAUCAGCUUUUGUAUAAGGUGCAGAAAAAGCAAUAAAGCACAUUCAGGAUACUUUGGUGCAGUAUUUAAUAAGGAAUGAAAAAUAAUAAAUACAAAUAUUACACAUAAUAAAUUGAUUGUAAAGCAAGCAAGAUGGAAGGGAUGUACUGGUUGGGUAACCUCAAACUCUGCGAACUACAAUUUCGUUCACUAUUAGAGCUUUUCCAAUCUUAAUAGCAUUGAUGAUUUCCAAACAAUACCCAUUAGCUAAUUUGAAUAAUGAGAAUAGUAUGUAGAUUAUAUAUUUAGUUGAUUAUUGCAAAGCCAAUAAAUCUUAGUGUCCUAUUUGUUACUAGGCCUGUAUGCAAUGUAAUCUAGCAAAAAACAUGCAUGUGUUACUAUGUAUGGUAAUAUACUGUCAGUCAUUCAUAACUGGUUAAUAUGGAUGCUCUGUAUAGAGAGUAAUACUAUUCUUCCACCUGUCUGUGUCGCGAGUUCAGAAGCUGUAGGUUACCUGCAGUAGUGCUUGGCACGCAUCUUCUAAACAUUUCGCACAAACACCAUACAACCUCUACGUAGAGUGCAAACUACUUCUGAGUUAUUCAGUUAUAUUUAAACCAUUUCUUAAGCAGUUCCAGAUACUAUAGGAUAUUGCAUUAAAAAUUGGGUGAUUUAGAAUUAGAUUUUUGACAUUAGUGCAGAAUUGCAGUUUUAAUUUUAUUGUGCCCUUUAAAAUGUGGAUAUACUGGACCUAUUCCACGGGUGAAAUAUAGAUCUGGCUUAUUUCAGCCUUCAUUACACAAUAUAACUUUUAAGUUAAUAAAGUAAAGUUUCAGAAGAGCAGUCUAACUUAUUUAUGUGUGGACAUUGUUACAAGAUAAGGGAGUAGUCAUUUAAAACUGAGCAGUGUAGGAAUUUUUGUGACGAAAUCUCUUGAAUUCUCUGCCCAAAAGAGUCACUGGAGUUAUUUAAAGAGUAGAAUUUUUGAAAGACUGGGCAACUGAAACUUCGUGGAAGUGGCUGAGAAGAGCAGUAGAGCCCUGGGACAGGCAGCCAUGAUCAUUUUGAAUGGCAGGGUAGACUUGAGGGCCAAAUAGCCUACUUUCCUUUGUCCUUAUAUUCAUUUAUUAUAAUAGAAAAUAGUCUUAGUCAUAGAAAAGUACAGCACGGAAACAGGCCUUUUGGCCCACCUAGUCCACGCUGAAACUAUUUAAACUGCCUACUCCCACCUAAUUUUAUGUUCUCUUGUUUUUAUACAAUUAUGUUCUGGACAAUGGUGUCCUAUGAUCUACUCUAUCUGUAAUCUACCUUACAUAAUGUUAUCUGCUUCAGCCAUAUCCCGCUUAAUCUCCUCUGCACCCUCUCUGGUGUUGUUCUCUUUGAGAGGCUGAGUAAUAAUUUAAAAAAUCAGGAGGUUGCAAAGAUAGUGUGAUUUUUGAUCAGUCUUCAACAAUGAAAAAGAAUUUCCAAUGGAAAUCCCAGUGAAGGGUCUCAGCCUGAAAUUUCAAUAAACCCUUCCAUAAAUGCUGCCUGACCUGCUAAGUUCCUCCAGCAUGUAGUGCGUGUUGCUUGGAUUUCCAGCAUCUGCAGAAUCGCUUGUGUUUGUGAAACACGAUGAAUGACAGACUGAGUGAAUGAUAAUGACCACGGCAGUUUUUCUGCCAAAUUGCUUGCUUGUUCAGUCAGUGUCAUUGGCUGUUGGGCCUGCAGAUUUGGAAGCCACUUAAACUUCGGUUGUUUCAUCUUUGUGGUUGGAAAUAGUAAAUUCUAUAUUUUAAAAAACUUGUGAGACAUAGUUUAAAAUUGAGUUAAAUUCUGUGAAAUAUACCCAGAAAUCUUGAAAUGCUAUCUGAGAUUUGGCAAACAUUUGUGUUAUUAACCCAGUACAGGCAUCAGAAUUUCCAAGUUACAUGUAAGUGAUGGAUGUGUGUUAGUUUUCCAGUUUGAUAGAUCUUUAAACAAUGCACUGUCUGGGGCUGAGGACAAAUUCUAACUAAAUAUUGGAUGAUUAAAUUGAAGAUCACAGAGGGGGAGCAGUGAGAGAAAGAGCUCCCAUUGAAGAGAUUUAAACUUUGUCAGGGUAGGCAACACCCUGAAAAAGUUUAAAUCUUGAUGAAGGGUUUUGGCCCAAAAUAUUAACUAUUUAUUCCCUUCCAUAGAUGCUGCCUGACUUGCUGAGUUCCUCCAGCAAUUUUGUGUGUGUUGAUUUCCAAUGUCUGCAGAAUCUCUUGUGUUUUAAUUUGGAGAUGAUCUGUUUUAUCUGUAGGACUUCUGUUGGAUAGUUUGGAUAUACAAGAGGCUGAAGACCUGGAGCAAUUGGUUGGAGGAGCUCAGUGGGUCAAGUGUCAGUACAGGUGCAGAGUCUCGGUCUGAAAUGUUGACCAUCCCUCUGCCUCCACAGAAGCCGCCUGACCUGCAGAGUUGCUCCAGCAGUUUGCUUUUCAGAAAUAAGAUGAAGCCUUGAAACCUCUGUUCUUAAGCAAUUUAUAUUUAAGCUGGUUUUCAAACAAUUAUGUUAGUAAUUUGGUUGCAGUUAAUAAUUGUUUUGGUCUCAAAGUUUAAAUUAAAAUAUGCUUAUUUAGAACUAAUAAGAGGCCUUAUUUUAAAUUAAAUUUAAAAUGUUCAAUUCAGGUACUGUAUAAUCACAACAUCAGUGUUUGUACAUUUUAGAUUUGGUUCAGAACUAUUUCCUAAUGGAAUAAAAAAAUGAGAAGUGAAAAAUUCUGCCAAUUUCUGAGCUUAUUAUAUGAAUGAUUUCUUUUAAAUUUUAGGGACUGUGUUCCUUUAAAAAAAUUAAACUCAGCAAAUUUAUAAAUUGUCUGCAGUUCCCCUAUCUUUUCUCCUCUGGUAUGCGUGUCAGUGUACUGUUUCAUCAUGGAAGUUGUUGUUUUUAAUUUUUACAAUUAUUUGCUAUGUUGCUAGAAGAAAUAACAACAUGAUUUAAUUGCCUGUUUUGGGUCUAUUCAUGUGCAAUUUACUUCACUAUGCUUUUAAAAAAAAAUAAAAUUUGUUUUUGUUACUA